This is a messenger RNA of Eleginops maclovinus (Patagonian blennie), 1395 nucleotides long. RefSeq names its product glutamate-rich protein 1. Lineage: Eukaryota; Metazoa; Chordata; Actinopteri; Perciformes; Eleginopidae. The coding region runs from base 297 to 1298 and encodes 333 amino acids. The record is from RefSeq and is a predicted model, not a curated record. The transcript has 6 exons.
CGUCUGAAAGCUGGGGACUUGAGAGGGAGAGAGGCAGUGCAGCAGGAGUAGUUCGAGCAUUAUUGCACUUUCACUAGCGUAGUAUACUAUACAGUGAGUUAACCUUAGCCAUUCCAUUAUCUUUUUGCCACGGAACGUUACAGCGCACAUUUCCACAGUUGCGUGACGUAAACCUGUGUUAUGAAUCAAGAUAUCAAAAGCUAGCAGGCUGGGUUGCUAACUCAGCUAGCGUGUAGCAUAUUCGCUAGCCACACGUUACAUUGUAGUGUGUCGGCACUCUUCGCCUCCACUCGGACAUGGCACGUAGGAAAGAAGUAUUUCAAUCAAAAGUGCUCCAGAGGCUUUACCCUGCAGUUCCCAAGCGGGAGAAGGAACCCAGUCCACCAAGCAUUGUAGAUGCUCUAUCCAAAAAAAACCAUGUGACAAGCAAAGUCUCUCAACAGGACACUGCCAUUGCAGACGCCGGGACGACACAGAGUGCAGUCAAUCCGGGCAGGCGGGUGUACACUGCCCUACCUCCUCCUGUAGACUAUAAACCUGAUAUAGAGAUACCCAUCACACUCUCCCAGUUAGAAAGCAUAAACAGUGCAGAGGACCCAGCUGAGGAGAGCAUCCAUGAUAGCAGCGAAGAACUAGACCAAGAUAAAGACGAAGAACAGAAAAGAAGAAGGAGAAGAAGGAAAAGGAAACCAACCCUUCAUCAAGACUCUGGGAAAGGGGGAGCAGCUUCAGCGAGGGAGCCCGGCACAGGUCAGAGUCAGACACAUUUGGAUGAGGCAGGAGAGCAAAUUAGCAAGAACAAGAAAAGGAAGCUGAAGAAGAAACGGCACAAAGAGAAGCUCCUCUCCAUCGGGCUGAUGCCCCGAGCCGCUGCUCUGGAGUUCACAUACCAAAGAGAUGGGGAGGAGGAGAAGGAGGAGGAGGAUAAUGAAAGGAGAGCAGCCGAGGUGUCAGACUUCCUCAGGACAACAAUGGAAAUCUAUAUGUCUGAUUCCUCCUCGCGUUUAGACAAGCUGCCCCUCCUGUCUGGGACAGUGGAUGAUCUUCUGGGCAGCAUCGCAAGCGGAUGGCGGCCCACGUCUGUCCUGAAGCAGCUGUACACUCUCAAGGCCUUAGUCCAGCAGCAAGAGGCAGACAAACUGGAAAUAGCCCUGCAGGAGCUCCACAACACAUCUCCUCUGUCUGCAGAGGAAACCGCUGCAGUCGCUGCACUGUUCCAAUACUGGAUCACAGACAUUCUUCCCAUGCAAGGAGACAAGAAGACAGAGCUUUCUCCUGAUGCACCCAGGGGGAUGUAAAUCACACUGAAAAGAGAGACUAUACUGAAGGAUUAUUUCUACUGUGGUGGUGCUGAAUAAUGUAUGUUGUUAUAAAAAUAUUUUUCCAUUUAUUCUA